AUGGUCCAAAUGAAUGCUGGAGAUGCGACCAAAGGCAUCAGAACAGCAUUGGCGGUGGAGGUGCCGUUGAUGGUACUAGCUUUGAGCACCGUUAUCCUGAGAGUAUACUCAAGGCUAGCGAUCAAGAAGAAAAUGGCGCCGGAUGACGUCUUGAUCAUCUUGGGCACGGCCGCAGCUCUCGCACGUACCGUCAUAUCUUGUAUGAGUGCAGAUGACAACUGGGGUUACGAUCGUAAGGGGUGA
Alternaria arbusti is the source of this 243-nucleotide messenger RNA. RefSeq lists its product as uncharacterized. Lineage: Eukaryota; Fungi; Ascomycota; Dothideomycetes; Pleosporales; Pleosporaceae. Bases 1 to 243 code for a protein of 80 amino acids. The transcript is spliced from 2 exons. The record is from RefSeq and is a predicted model, not a curated record.